CACUUACAGUGUUCUCACCCUAUGGAGACGGAUGGGCAAGUCAGCUUUUAGGUAUUGACCUAAAGAGAAAUAUCAUGGUUCGCUGGAAAAGGCAUACCAGACCAUUUCUUAGUGGCUCAUACCAGUCUUUUAGAGAAGAACGGACAAUCCCUCGAGAAAUUGACUUAAUUGGAGGUCAUAAGAACACAGUGAUUGUGCUUAAUAUUGGUGUGCAUUUCAGACCUCACCCACUCCAUCUGUACAUUAGAAGAAUCAUUAACAUUCAAAGAGCUCUGAAGCGUCUGUUCCUAAGAAGUCCAGAAACCAAAGUAAUUAUUAAGACUGAACAUUCUGGUGAGAAUGAAAAAGCAUUUGAACUAAACAGUAGCUUUCAUGGCUAUGUGCAAUAUUUAAUCAUGGAACAGAUCUUUAAAGAUCUAAAUGUUGGCUUUGUUAAUGCGUGGGAUAUGACAAACGCAUUCAAUUCAAAUAUAAUUCACCCUCCAAAUACAUAUAUUCAGCAUGAAGUGGAUAUGCUAAUGACUUAUAUUUGCUGA
This is a messenger RNA of Pelobates cultripes (western spadefoot toad), 536 nucleotides long. The record is from the annotation of a GenBank genome assembly. NCBI's taxonomy places the organism in Eukaryota, Metazoa, Chordata, Amphibia, Anura, Pelobatidae.